AUGACCACCGAGCCCUUGGGAGAGGCCAAAGGUGCCAGCAACAGCCCAUAUGGCACUCCAGAGGCCUCCUUGGGCAGUGUGGCAGAUAAGCCGUCUCUGGAGAACGUGGCAGGAGAGUCACAAAGCCAGGCAAGUGGCACCUUGACAGAGGAUGGGAGUCAGGCCUUGGUCCAGCUAGUCACCCCGGAGCCUAUGUCGGCAUCGAAGCAUGUCCCAGUGGACAGCACGGAAUCUAAGGAGAUUACAUCUAUGGUCCUCCACCAAGCCCCGGGUGCUCUGCAAACGUCCACAAGCUUCCAGAACCCACCGUUACUAAAGCUGGUUAACGAUGCCAAGAAGCAUUACAGUCAGCUGAGUUUGCAACAAUAUUCUCUGGUGAAGGAAGAGAGAUCCCUGAGCCAAAGGCCACUGGAGUUAGCACCCCCUUCCCCAAAUGUGGGCUCACAACCUGAGGAGAACACUGCUGGUCAACCCGCUCUAGACGCCACUGCCUUGAAUCCUACUGCCCAGCACAUUGUAGAUGCCCACGGUCAGCCUGCCACAGAGCAACCUGGGGGCCUAGAGACCUUGAGCCUUGAGGACAGUUUUGAGGACAGCCCUGAGGAGCCACAGGUUUGGUCCUUCUCAUCAGCCUCAGGCAGUAGUGCACCCCCAUCACCUGCCCCACGCCCGGUGGCCCUGGGGAGGAGGCUCCUGGACCCCAACCUAUACAUGGCCGACGAGGAGAACAACUACAUGCGGUCCAUGACCAGCUUGCUGGGCGGGGGCGAGGGCUCCAUCAGCUCCCUGGCAGACAUUCUGGUGUGGUCUGAAACCACCAUAGAGAUGGCCACGGGCUUCCUGGGCACCGGCCACAGCUCCGUGACGGACCUGCUGCAGGGCACGGGGCCCAGCCUUCGCUCAGCUUCCAGCAUCCUGGGCAGUGCCAGCUCAGCCUUCUCCUCUGGGCUGACAGCAGGCACGGGCUCCGCCCUACGCUCUCUCACCCACAUGCUGGAGACUUUUGAACGGCGGACCAUCGAGGGCAUCCGCUCAGCCGUGCGCUUCCUGACCAGCCACCUCACCCCACACCGGGACUCGGAUGGCCCCAACUGUGACUAG
This is a messenger RNA of Chrysochloris asiatica (Cape golden mole), 1101 nucleotides long. RefSeq names its product chromosome unknown open reading frame, human C2orf57 (gene TEX44). Bases 1 to 1101 code for a protein of 366 amino acids. The record is from RefSeq and is a predicted model, not a curated record. The transcript has a single exon. Lineage: Eukaryota; Metazoa; Chordata; Mammalia; Afrosoricida; Chrysochloridae.